Populus nigra (black poplar) is the source of this 1438-nucleotide messenger RNA. Its product is annotated as protein ALP1-like. The record is from RefSeq and is a predicted model, not a curated record. The coding region runs from base 60 to 1325 and encodes 421 amino acids. NCBI's taxonomy places the organism in Eukaryota, Viridiplantae, Streptophyta, Magnoliopsida, Malpighiales, Salicaceae. The transcript has a single exon.
CUCAGCACCACGAAGCACUUCACAACACUCACCUCUGACCUCUCUCCCACUCCACCAAAAUGGCCACCACCGGCGACUCCUCCAAACCCACCACCCCAAACCCCACCACCAAGAAACGCAAACCCAGAAAACCCAAACUCACCACUGCCACCGCACAACACGUCAUUUCCAUCCUCAACACCGCCUCAUCAGCAGCCCACUCGUUCCUUUCCCAAAACGACCUCUACCUCCUCCCUUCCCAGUCCCUCCAGCUAGAAUCCCUCCUCUCCUCCCUCCCCCCUCCCUUCUCGCAGUUCCCUUCACAACCCUCCCUUUUCCACCGCUUCGUUUCAUCCGCCACCUUAGAUUUUGACCAACGUUGGGUCCAAUUCUUUCGCCUCUCAAGACCCAAUUUUUACCGCCUCCUUUCUCUCCUUUCUCCUUCCCUCGUUUUCUUUCUUCCAUCCACAAUCCCUCCAGAAACAGCUCUUGCAUCCGCCCUUUUCCGCCUCGCCCACGGCGCGUGUUAUAAAACUGUGGCGCGUAAGUUUGGUCUGGACUCCUCUGAGGCGUCCUGCCUUGCGUUUUAUUCAGUUUGUAAAGCUGUGAAUGAUAAACUUGGGGACUUGUUUGAGUUUCGCCGUGAUUUGGAGAGAAUUGUGGUGGGCUUUGGGUGGAUUUCGCUCCCAAAUUGCUGUGGUGCUUUGGGGUUUGGGAGGUUUGGGGUUGAUGGAGAGGUUUUUGGGAGAAAUGGGUCAAUAUUGGUUCAGGCUUUAGUGGAUUCUGAAGGGAGGUUUUUGGAUAUUUCUGCAGGGUGGCCUAGUAGUAUGGAGCCAGUAGCGAUUUUUAGACAAACUAGACUUUAUUUGGGUGUUGAGGAUUCAAGGGAGUCGGAGUUGUUAAAAGGGCCAACUUAUAUGCUAAGCGAUGGCUGUUCAAUCCCUCAGUAUGUAAUGGGAGAUUCUUGUUUCCCAUUAUUGCCUUGGUUGUUAACUCCUUACAGUGAGCUGGAUAGUUUUGGUUCAGCGGAGAGAGAGUUCAAUGUGGCACAUAGUAGAGCAAUGAAGUUGGUUAGUACUGCGUUUGGGAGAGUUAAGGCGAGGUGGCAACUUUUGGCAAGGAGGUGGAAAGAGGAUAGUUUGGAGUUUUUGCCUUUUGUGAUUGUUAUGGGGUGUGUAUUGCAUAAUUUCUUGAUUAAGUGGGGUGAGCCAUUGCCGGAGGAGAGUGUGGGUGGGUGCUUAAAAGAGGAAGAAUUGCUGGUUUUUGAGGGAGAGGGAGAUGAGACUGGGCAGACGAUUAGGGAUGCACUUGCACAGCACUUGAGUCUGGCCAGUAUGAGGAAAUGAAUGGUAUAAAUUGUUAUGUUCUGUCCUUGCAGUCCUUUUCUCAUUUCUUGAUGAAUAAUUGUUGCUGUAGUCCACCUUGCUUUUCUGUAAAUAAAUAACUGUUCUUUUUAGCA